Kwoniella shivajii is the source of this 303-nucleotide messenger RNA. RefSeq lists its product as uncharacterized. The transcript has 2 exons. Bases 1 to 303 code for a protein of 100 amino acids. The record is from RefSeq and is a predicted model, not a curated record. Lineage: Eukaryota; Fungi; Basidiomycota; Tremellomycetes; Tremellales; Cryptococcaceae.
AUGCCAACCAAAAAGAUCAAACGGUCCUCGUCCUAUUCCUCUGCUUCCUCACCUCCUUCUACACCCAAGAAACCCAAGACCAAAGCUACUCCCCAUAAAUCACCUCGUGCUCCGACUUCAGCGGGAGGAUGGACGAACGACAAGAAGAGUAUGGUCAUGAAGAGACUCUUUGAAACAGGCUAUAAGAAUAUGGAUUGGACUAAACUCGCUCAAGAGACUGGAAUGACAGGAGAACAAUGCAAAAAUCAACUUACACCUGGAAGAAAUAAUCUCCGAAAAGUCAUUUUAGAGAUGUUUGUAUAG